Molecule: messenger RNA, 2786 nt
Organism: Megalobrama amblycephala (Wuchang bream)
Lineage: Eukaryota; Metazoa; Chordata; Actinopteri; Cypriniformes; Xenocyprididae
Gene: ostm1
Product: osteoclastogenesis associated transmembrane protein 1
Exons: 6
Coding region: 101-1024 (307 amino acids)
Cellular component (GO): cytosol
Source: RefSeq, a predicted model, not a curated record
UACCCUAGUCAUGUGACCAAUACGUAGAAAGGGAAGAAAACAGGAAGCUGUGCGGAGUCUGGCAAAGCAACAGCGUUCUGUAUUUGGAGUCAAAAAAGAUAUGGGUUUGUUAACGAAAUGUACAUUUGUGGAAUCGUGCUUAUUUGCAGGAUGGAUGAUUGCAUUAAUUACCGGUGCGAACUGUUUGGUUUACCCAUCGGAAACGAGUGUCGAUGGUGCAAUAAAGCUUCCAUCAGCAGUCAUUCCUGUAUCACAGGCAAGCCGGAUGGGAUUCUUCUCCUCUCUUAGUCUUUCAUCUACGUUUCCAGAGGACUUGGAAGUGAACGAGUAUUGUAGAGAACUGCUUCAUAUCUACGGUCAACGCUACGUGACUUACGCGAACUGUCUGGUGUCUUAUGCACGACCUGUCAAAAUCUGUCAGAACUGUUACCCUUACUUCAACAGUCUAAAUGAAACAUAUAGCAAUAUAUCAUCUGACAAUCUGGGCCCUGGAAAUGUCAGUUGCCAUGACAGCCUGAUGCGUUCUGAUAGGUUAAUGUUGCUCUAUACCCUCUUCAUCAAAAUAGAGGAGAUCUGGACAUCAGCAGAAUGCGAGCAAUGUCUGACUGAAGAUCUAAAGGCUCUCUCCAAUGUUACUGUGAACUUCAUGGCUACUCUUAAUCAGUCACUCACCUGCUUUGAGCAAUAUCAGAGGAACCACUCAGAACUGUGCAAAGACUGCAAAGCCUCAUACAAAAGGUUGAACGAGCUCUAUGGUAGAAUGGAGAAAAACCAAACACUCUGCAUUGAUAUAGAAGACGCAAUGAACAUGACACGGCGGUUGUGGAGUAAAAACUAUGGUUGCUCAGUCCCUCGGGAAGAGACGGUGGCUGUCAUCGCAGUGUCCAGCUUCAUGCUCUUCCUCCCCAUCAUCUUCUACUUAAGCAGCUUCCUGCACUCGGAACAAAAGAAACGCAAGCUCAUACACCCCAAAAGAGCCAAGUCCAGCAGCAGCCUAAUGAAUAUCCAAGACAAAUUCAGCUGAGUGGAGAUGAGGCAAGGAAGAGAGGGCACACAUCUUUGGUUCACCUCUGCUGAUAAACCAACAGACACUUUUAGCAUGGAUGGAUGGGGUUCAUGUCUUCUGAUCAUUCUCUUAUUCUAUUUAAGAAGGUUUUUUGUUUUGUUUUGCACUAUUUGUGAUUUGCACUACUAAUUUAAAUACGCCGCUUGUUUUUUUUUUUGGUUUUUUUUCUUGUUAAAAAAGAUAAUUUCUGCUGUUUUUCAGAGAGGAUCAGUGAGCAUUUCAAUAAUUACAAAGGAUGUUGGUAUUAAACUAUUGUAUUUAAGGUAUGAAAGAGAUGUGAUCCCUAGAAGAGGGAGCUUUAUCUUUUACAUGAUGCUUAUUAUGCUGCAUUUUUACUGCACUAAGAGAGCAUGUUACAUUUUAUACUCUCUAUUUUCCUAGGUAGUAACGAAUGCGCACACACACACAUAUUACAUGGCGAUGGUACCACUUCUAGAAGCACUCCAUGUGCAUUAGAGAAUGGUCUUGUAACAAAUACUUUAUUCAGGGUCAAAGGUGUAUGCAGUGAGUAGAGGAGAAAAGUAAAGGAUGGAAGAGGCAACAUGAAGCCUUUUAGCUGGUCCAUGUGCUUGUUUGAUUUGCUUUUUAUUUUACAAUGAAGUUGCCAUAAUCUUUACCUCAUUGCAUGGUUAGAUACUGUCAUUGAAAUGUUUGAUGAACACAGGAGACUAAUUAAUCUAAAGAGUUAGGCAUGGAAUAAGAAAGUUGAAUUGAUAAUGAUAUUGAUUUAUUUCCUCAGCUCACAUGUUGCCCAUUGCUGAGAGCGUUAUAUGAUGUAAAGUGAAAGCUAUAAGAAAACCCCUUGCAUACUUUUGCAGUUGAGAAAUAGUUUUCAAUCCACUAGUUUCCUCAUACCUCUAUUAAAAUAUGUUAAUUGUGCUUAACUCCUAAAGCCUUCCUUGGUGGGAUUGACAGGCUCGUUGUUUUCAUGGUUACGUAGACUUUCCUUGGAUUACAAAGCGCCUGUUUCCCCAGUCAUUAGCAGCUAAUCUAAAUGUAGGAUAAAGUUACUUGGCCGAAUAAUCGUAACAACACAUCCGUUUAAGCUGCAUUGGCUUUUUGGUCUUAUGGAGCCGAGCCAUUGCCUAUCACACUGCCCGUUAAGCGCAUUUUGCUUGAUUUGUCCAAUCAUAUGAUCGUACAGGAAGAUGUGGGGAAAAAUAGCCUUUUCAUACGCGCUCAUGAGUGCAAUGUCUAACAAGAAUGACAGCUUUCAUCCCUGCAAUGCCAUUAUCCGUUAAGCAUUGGUGAAAGUCAUUAUUCCUGACCUGACUGCCAAAUGUAGCAACCGGGCGAAUUUUAUGGCCACGUGUUCGACGAACUGACGCAAAAGCUGAAAUACCUUUUGAGAUGUGUGACCCUAGAGAGGGGAAACUGGUGGAGAAUAUGAGAUUAUCCCUCAUCACGUUUUGCCCCCAUAAGAAUCAGAGCAGUGACUUUGGACCUUAAGCAAUGAGCCUGUUAAGAAAUAACCCUAAGCCUGAAACUCAGCAGGGGGGUUGAAAUCUAACAAACACUGAAUGUUGCUGCUGCGUUUUGUUUAAAAGUUGCCAUUAGGAUUUCGGAUGAACUGUCAUUAUAAAUGAAAUCAUUCUUGUCUGUUGAUGAUUGCUUUGUUUGCGCUCGUAAGAAGAAUUUGUAUACUAACAAAAUGUCUUAUAUUUUCACCUUUUGUAAAGCUGUCAUUUUAUUUCGAAUAAUAAAAAGACAUCAUUCUAAA